Molecule: messenger RNA, 635 nt
Organism: Conger conger (European conger)
Lineage: Eukaryota; Metazoa; Chordata; Actinopteri; Anguilliformes; Congridae
Product: transcription factor HES-2-like
Exons: 4
Coding region: 39-635 (198 amino acids)
Biological process (GO): anterior/posterior pattern specification; regulation of transcription by RNA polymerase II; regulation of neurogenesis
Cellular component (GO): nucleus
Molecular function (GO): protein dimerization activity; DNA-binding transcription factor activity, RNA polymerase II-specific; RNA polymerase II cis-regulatory region sequence-specific DNA binding
Source: RefSeq, a predicted model, not a curated record
GUGUUGGAGGUCGCACAUACAUCGUGGAAACUCUGAACAUGGCUCCCAAUAUUACCUUCGAAGUGGCCCCUUCCUACGCGCCAAAACUAACCGUGGCCAGAAGAAAAGAAGCGAACGAACUGAGAAAGACUCUAAAACCUCUGAUGGAAAAGAGGAGGCGCGCGCGCAUCAACGACAGCCUCGACCAUUUGAAGAGUCUCAUCCUCCCGUUGAUCGGAAAAGAUAAUCCCCGGUACUCAAAGAUCGAGAAGGCUGAUAUUCUCGAGAUGACCGUCAGAUUCCUGAGUGAUCUCCCGAAUUCGCCCGCUAAAAAUCCAUCUGACAGUUUCAAAGAUGGGUACAAAGCAUGUCUUCAGCGCGUCUCCACGCUGCUCCCAAGAACCAAUCUCCUCAACGAAGACACUUGCCAGCGCGUAGAAGACUACAUCCAGCAGUCCAUGGCCGCGGUUGAAACCCCUGCCUGCCAGAAUUGCUGUGCCCAGAAAAACGUCUUUCCUCAAGUGAACCACAGAGUUCGAGCCUUCAAAUGUGGCGGGAAACCCAGAGCCGAGAUCCACCCAAACAGCGGACCACCAAACAGAGUCAUGGAGCAAGUGCCACCCGUCCUCAGUGCUAAUAUGUGGCGGCCGUGGUAG